Molecule: messenger RNA, 2432 nt
Organism: Soboliphyme baturini
Lineage: Eukaryota; Metazoa; Nematoda; Enoplea; Dioctophymatida; Soboliphymatidae
Source: the annotation of a GenBank genome assembly
AUGACCGCGCCUUCCGAAAUCUUUCCGAUGAUCUGUGCCCCGAAGUUGCCUAAGGCAACGGCGUUCCUGGUGAAGCUGACCGACUCGAGUCUGAGGUCGCUGCAAGACUGGCAGAAGAAGGUCGCGAGUGUCGGCGAUGGUGGCGGCGGCGGCAUUGGCGGUAAUAUUGUGAUCAAUGGCCGCGAAGGACGCAUCUGUUUCUCGAAGAACAGCGACUCGUUUCGUUUCACAAUUUCGGACAUAUCGCGAGACCUCGGCCCUCAGGGUCUUCAGGAGGUUGUGCAGCAGAACAGCGAGACGGGUCUGUGGCAGCUGAUCGGCUCGGUAACGCACCGUAUGCAGAUCCUGGCCACCGACGACACGUACCAAUCGACGAAACGAAAGGCGCUGCAGGCCGAAGAGGAUGCGAAAAAGGUUUCGGCGAAGGUUCUGAAACAACCGAAGCUCGGCGCCAGUAAGGCGAGCAACAAGAUCUGGCAGAAGAUCAACCAGGCGUCGGCGGCUACGUCUACUCGCCCUUUGACCCCGGUCAGAGGUACCAGCAGCAAUGUGAACGAGGACUGGCCAUUUUAUUCGGCAUGGGAUCGGCAGGUGUUGCGACGAACGCUCGCAUCGAAGAUGCUGCAGUCCCGCCAGAACGUCUGCUCAGAGGGUAAUGGUGAUGUAGCAGAGAAGCUAGUGCCUCCCGAAGCGUCCCUAGUCGACCCCCUGGAUAACAUUCUGUCCGACCGGCGAUUGUCCCGUAAGUGCAUGAAACGCAGUUCAGCGAAUUUGACCGCUGACACGACUUCGCCCAAGCAGUUGGCGCUAGACGGAGGUAAAACAACAUCGACAAACGAUGAACAGAAGUCGGACAGUGGGUCAGCCGGGUUGGAUAAGGAAUCCUCUGCCGACAUAGUCAAAAGGGUGCAUACGGGCGGUGCUGGGGGCCUCGUUGCCCAAAAUGUUCGCAAGCAUCCAAAGGAGGCCAAUAAGCAGGAGAAUUGGACGAUGAUGAUGGAAACUGAGGAAGAUGAUCACCGAACAACGGUCACGUUGAAGGAUGCAUCGUCCGAUGAACGGCGGUCAGACAUGACCAACGAUUGGCUGGCGACGUUUCCGGAAAUUAAGACGCUGGAUGAACGCAAACAGUACAAGGAUAUAUUCGACUGCGAUUACCCGGUGUACAUGAAGACUUAUGAAAAACUGCGCAGCAUUGCGGCCGAGUUCGAGAUGCUCGGCAAGAAGCUGAACGGCUUCAGGAAAGGCUCGGACGAGUACAAAGGCAUCGAACGUGACAUUUGCAUCAAGUACAAGAAAUUCUAUGAAGACGUUGGCGGCCAUCAAGCACCGUGUCAGCGAAUUCGAUACCCGACGACAGUGUUCGAACUCAACGCCGUCAGCCUCUUGUUUCUCAUCAUCGAUCGAGAACACGUAGCAGUCGGCUCUGUGGCAUCAGACACCGUUGUCCAUCCGUCUGUAGCUGUCGAUUUUGGAAACGAGGUGGAGGAGGAAGGCGACGGUUCCAUCGGUUCGGUGACCGGGCCUGCUCCUGCCGCUGCUGCCGUCGCCGGUGCUCUGUCGCGCGGCCAGUGGCCGAUAAGCGAUCGCAGAACGCCGGUCAUACGAGGCAUUAGUAGCAACAUUCUGCGUUCGAUUGCUGGCCCGACUUCAAAAUUGCUUGGCACUAAGUUCGUACCAAACCUCAGUCUCGCCGGCAAGCGUCAGGCGUCCUCUGACUACAGCGUGAGCGUUGCUCAAGGUGCAUCGACUCGCGGCCAUCGAGCUAGAGGACGACCACGCGGUGGUAGAGGCAGUGGACGAGGGCGAGGGCGAGGUCAGCAUAAAAUCGUACGCUCUGAAGGCGUCUUUUCGGAAGGCGUCGGUGAAUCGCUGAACGCGAAUCGGAAUGAAUAUGACCCUGACUACCUGGACAUCUGUUCAAGGGCGGAAACCUCUACUAUUCUGCGUUCCGAUUUCUCGGAAUCGGACGAAAGCGCGUUGAGCGCACUUUUCGAUCAGACAGGUUUUGGCCCUGCGGUACCCGCUGAUGGUACUGAUACGUUUCCGGACAAUAAGGUGCUCCGUCCGGUCAAAUCGGAACCUUCAUUAGAGUUACCAAGUGAAUUUCAUGUAAAACCAGAAGCGCUCGACAAUGUCUCAGGCAUCCCUGUUGGCCAGCUGAUUUGCGUUCACUUGCCGAAUAUUCUCCGUGGCAUUAUUGAAGAGACCGAUGUUGGUAACCUCACCGAAGCGAAAGAACGGAAUAUUGCUGAACCAUCGAAUAAGCAUGUUUUUGAAUCGGUUCGUGAAGGUUUCUUGGGUACACUGGUGAUUUUUCGCUCUGGCAGGAUGAUGUUGCGGGUGCUGGACGCCGGCGGAUUUUCGAAACGCUUUUUCCUCUUAUCUUCAGUUACGAAUUGCGUUUCGCAGGUUUGUUGUAUUUUAUAAUA